AUGUACGACGAUACUGAUUUACCUCCGCCUCCCCCAGCCUAUUCAGAGCAAGAAUUCGAUCGCAAGGUCUCCACCGCCGUAGAGGUGUCAUUGACCUUCAGUCAGCCGCCAGUUGAAGAUGAAUGGGAAGUCUGGGAUGAAGCGCUAUUCGAAGCAGCAGCUCACGACACGACUCGGCAUCACGAUGGAAGACGGAGCGGCGAUCAUGCUGGCCCAUCGACUGGGCAAAGGGACGGAUCUGUCGCUCCGCUGCGGGUGCACAAGAAGAACCCCUCCGAUUCAAAGUCUCGACCGGCCUGGCAUGAAGAAGUUAGUUAUGGUGAAGGUUCAUCCUCUAGCUCGCAUGGGCACGCGGGGAGUAGUUUGAUCACUUCAUCAACAAAUGGCAGCGAAGCCAGAACUUCUGGUAAACAGCGGCCCAGUUGGUACAACGAAGCGGGUCUGGGAGAGGCUUCAAGCCCGUUGCAAAGUAACGCGGCGGGAUCUGCCCAAUCUCGCAACCCGACAUCUUCAGGAUCUUCAUCACUACCAUCCCCGACGGUGUCGCCGUCGCAGGGGACAAAUGCUCGGACCGAGGUUCCAGUAGAAGCCUCGAUACCACCAGACAAUCAGCACGAAGUAGGCGAUGACCACGAGUCCGACGAAGAAGAUCGCAGCGCCCCGCCCCCGCCGUUCACACCCGUAGGGCCCUCUCUAGAUGGCCCCCCAUUUGAGGAAGUAGCCUCUCUAUCAUAUACUGCAAGCAGCUCGACUCCACCAUCGCCUCUGGCUUCGCCCCCAACCCCCAUUUCUCAAUUACCACCUCACAACAGAGCGGAUCACCGACAAACGUAUCAGGAAUCCCCUUCUAAUCUCCAGCAGCAGCCGCGUACGCCGUCUCGUGCGUCGGCUACUCGUAUGUCCAUGCCUAUGCCUUCGGUAAAUAAUGCAGCUCCUGCACCUCGAGUCAGACCAACAACAGCCGUACCCCCUCCCCGCCGCUUGCAGCCUAACCAGGGACCUCAGAUCGAGUUCAAUCCAUACACUGCCUAUGGCAGACGGAACGACCUUAUGUCAAGAACACCACCCGCUCAGGUCAUAGACGCCUCGGCGUUCUACAAUUCGGCGGUCUCCGCCCAUAUCGCCUCCCCGCGCAGAUACCCAAACCAGCGUCCUCAAACCAUGGAGGGCCGCCAGUACAGUAACGAUCAUAAUGCACCCCAGCCAAGCUAUAUGGGUGCACGGGUAGCUUCCAACGCUUAUAAUGCUUGGACGCCUCAACCUGUGGCCCCAAAUCCUUCCUAUCCCGCUCAGUUUGCCCCUCAGUUCACUAAUCAACAAACACCACAGUACGGCCCAGCUGUCUCUGGGGGGUAUCAAAGAAUGAAACAAGACCAGUGGGGUCAGCCAUACCCAGGACUUUAA
Messenger RNA from Pleurotus ostreatus (oyster mushroom), 1404 nucleotides. RefSeq lists its product as uncharacterized. NCBI's taxonomy places the organism in Eukaryota, Fungi, Basidiomycota, Agaricomycetes, Agaricales, Pleurotaceae. The coding region runs from base 1 to 1404 and encodes 467 amino acids. The transcript is spliced from 3 exons. The record is from RefSeq and is a predicted model, not a curated record.